Molecule: messenger RNA, 948 nt
Organism: Cyphellophora attinorum
Lineage: Eukaryota; Fungi; Ascomycota; Eurotiomycetes; Chaetothyriales; Cyphellophoraceae
Exons: 1
Coding region: 1-948 (315 amino acids)
Source: RefSeq, a predicted model, not a curated record
AUGUCCACCACAUCCAUAAGCCUUGACCGUAGUUUCAGCUACGAAUCCGCGACACACUCUUACGAUAUCAAAUGGACAUCACUCGGCAGUCCAUCCUCCCCACCACUAAUCUUCAUCCACGGCACCCCGUGGUCAUCGAUCGUCUGGCACCAGUUCGCCCUUUCGCUGGCCCACUCUCAUCACGUCUACCUCUUCGACAACCCUGGUUUUGGCUCUUCGCCCCUUGGUCGACCUCUCCCUGGCGUAGCCAUCUCGGAAGCGGAGGAGUUGGAUGCUGAUUUGGCACGGCAGAGCGAGGUCUAUGCUGCGCUGUAUAAAUACUGGGAGCGGAAUAAAUCAGAGGGGUGGAACGGCCGAAACCCGAGCGUAGUAGCGCACGACCACGGCGGCCUGAUGGCCCUCCGUGGCCACCUCCUCCACGAUCUGCAGUACUCCAAACUAUGCCUGAUCGAUGUGGUCGCCAUCCCCAGUCCCGACGGGAGGAAGAAGCCUUUCUUCGAGUUGGUGAGUGAGAACCGAGGGGUAUUCGAGGACGAGCGGUGGAGUGAUGCGAACGGGAGGUUGUGGGAGGGGUUGGUGGAGGGGUAUAUUCGGGACGCGGCGUAUAGGGAGUUGGAUGCGGGUGUGAUGGCGCAGUUGAAAGAGCCGUGGACAAAGAGGGGGAUUGAGGGGAGGAAGGGCUUUGUGAGGCAGACUGUGGGUGCGGCGAGGAGGGAUGUUAGCGCUGUUGAAAGCAGGUAUGCGGAGGUGGCGGGGAAGAUGCGAGUGCGGAUCAUAUGGGGAGGUGAAGAUCGGUGGCUUCCUGCUGAGACGGCAGGGAGAUUGGCCGACGCGUUGGGGGAAGAUGAGGGAUGUGUAAGGGUGAUUGAGGAAGCUGGGCAUUUGAUCAUGUAUGACCAGCCGGCGAGAUUGGGUAUUGAGUUGGCGUUGUGGGCCGCUGAAAGCUAG